Messenger RNA from Wyeomyia smithii (pitcher-plant mosquito), 1999 nucleotides. Its product is annotated as transcription factor 21-like. Gene Ontology annotation, molecular function: protein dimerization activity. The transcript has a single exon. Bases 163 to 921 code for a protein of 252 amino acids. The record is from RefSeq and is a predicted model, not a curated record. Lineage: Eukaryota; Metazoa; Arthropoda; Insecta; Diptera; Culicidae.
AACGGAACAAGUUUUGUGCUGUGAACUGAACUUUAAUGACGGUUAGUUGCUCGGUACUCCUGCAGUAGAAAAACUCGUGCAAAAAGUUCUUCUUUCGCUGCGUGCGACAGUUCGAUCGGGUGGAAUCUGAUAAUUGGAUAAGUGAUUUUCAAGGGCUCGGAAAUGAGUUCGGCGUAUUUGCAGUACAAUCCAUCGAUGAUGUACGGCGGCGGCCUGGACUCAUCUUAUAAUCACUACGGAAUGACAACCGGUGCGCCGUGUUACGGCUACGCAACUGAUGGAACAUCCUCGGAAGGCUAUCACAGUCCAGGUCCAGAGCCUAGUCCGGAAUCCUAUUACCCAACACCUGAAGAGUGUAGCGCGGUCGGGUUCAACUAUAGCUAUAAUGCAUCAAGCUCAUCAGUGAAUGGUUACGUUGAUCCGUAUUACAACUAUUCCGGGAGCAGUUUCAAAACGGCCAGCCCAACGAUACCGAAGCUAAUACCUGACAGUUACACUUCAUCCAAUAGCAGUGUUACAAGAUUCUCUCCCGAAUUUAAAACGGAUAAGGUGCCGUGUUUCGAUCGUCUCUACAACCCGUAUCCGAUUUUGUCGCGAAAUGGUCGCGGUUUGACAUCUACAGCUUUACAGUCGAGCUCACCUACUCCUAGUAUCCUGAGCACCAGUAGCAGUAGUGGAUCGACGCGUCCUGCCUCCAUUGGAUCAACCGGCGGGUGUCUUCAGCCGGAGAUUGUGAAAAAACGUCGCUUGGCGGCCAAUGCCCGUGAACGAAGAAGAAUGAACAGUCUUAAUGAUGCGUUCGAUCGCCUUCGGGACGUGGUACCUUCAUUGGGUAACGAUCGCAAACUAUCAAAAUUCGAGACACUGCAGAUGGCACAAACGUACAUCGCCGCACUAAAUGAACUGCUUUCGAGAAAUUAAGCGUUCUCUAUGCUUACGAAAAGUUAUUUAAGAGGUUGCUUAAGUUUCUUGCGGUAGUUCUGAGCGCUGAAAAUCUAUGAGUUUCACACCCGAAGGGCACACAACAAAUGAAAUCAUUAUAAUCAUUUCUCAUAGAGAAAUGUAAAUUAGAACCGCUCUCUACGUUACUAAACAAAGAUAGACUUGUUAUUUUAAAAAUUGCGAAAUAGUAAAGUUCGUUCUACUAUUUUCUAGCAGUAAUAGUUUAAAAUAUUACACAAGAGCUGUAAGGAUGCUUUAAAAUUCGGGUUUUCUAAUAUUGUUACACAUUUCUUGACCCUUCUGCCUGUUUUCUAGAGUUAUUUUGAAUGAAUCAAACUCAAUGCACGAGAAAUGUAACAUUGCUGCACCUACUGUAAAUACUUUCACUUCACAAUCAGACGUAAUACGUCCUCGUAUAUUUUUCGAUUGCUAGCAGACCAAUUAUUAGAUUUGUACUACUUAGUUAAGGUCACGUCUCAUCAUAAGUUUAAGAAAUCGUUUGAGUUUGCAGAGAUUAACCACUGUUGAAAGUUCCUCUUAAUUUUCGUCUACCUUGUACCGAGUAUUUACGCCAAACAAAAAAGGCGCCAAAACUAAACACAGCCUUAAAGUGCUGUGUUCGAUAAACAUGUAAAUAAUAUUUUAACGAACGCCCGGUGCAGCCUCCUCCCGACGUGUCUGACUUGGGCUACCGCACACUGAUGACGGCUGGGGCCCUGAAGUGACGAUUAUUGGCCAAUUAUCGAAUUACCCAGCGGUGGUAGCCUGGUCAGCCUCCCAAGUCGUGUGCGAGGCAGACUCCGGUAUGUUCGCGCGCGCUGCACAGGAAAAAUGUGGACUGAUUCGAUUAGGUUUAAAUUAUAUAUGAAGUGAAGCAUGGGGCAAAAAACAACCUAUUGACGCUUGUGUAUAGCGUCUUGUGUGUAGUAAAAGCCUAAAAAGUAGCAUCAAGAGAUGAAAGACUUGUACGUAAAUUGUAUCGCUUAAGGCAAACCCCUCGUAUUAUUAGGCAUUAUACAGUGAAGAGAAAAGUUUUGAAAUGAAAACAGGAUUAACG